UAUUACAGUCGUGUUAAGUGAUUUGCUGAAGAUGCGUUGCUCGCUGAUAUUUUUCCUAUCUGUUUUGAGUCUGACCUGUGCUGCUCCUCGAAAAACGGACGAUGAGAUCAUAGCUCAAUUUUUCAGCUACGCCAGGACUAUUCGAGACAUUGAAAUUCAUAACAUGGCCUAUCUUACUCAUAAAUUUGUGCAGUCAACAGUGGAUAGCGUGCCUGAGGAAAAUCGUGGACCGAUAACUGCUGACUUUCAGAACUAUGCUAACCGCGGCAAGGAUGUCCUUAAGCAAGGCACUACUCGCAUGAAAUACGCUUAUAUUGAAAAUAUGAGCAACACAUUAGAAGAAGUCAAAAAGAAGUUAAGCGAAACCCCUGAGUCACAGUCGAUUGUAAAGAGCUUAUUGGGCUUAAUGGGACUUGCAAUGGAGCUUGCUGAGGAGGACUCGAAGUUCACCACUAACUUCGUCGAAGGUGCCGCACAAAUGAAAGAGAAGUUGUCUCCGACCACCAUAGCCCAACAAAGUGAACUUUUCAAUGCAAUCGAGAAAUACGAAAGAUCUGAUUUACCCCAACAUGAACACCUGUUCGAUGAAUUUCUUAGCUUGGAAAAUUUCCUAAGCUUUUGCAACCAACAACAGAAAAUGAAAGCAUUUAAAUAAAAGUGUCACUGUCAGUAAAUGGUUAUCAGAAUUCGUGCGCCUCAUUUAUUCAAUUGUAUAAUAAAAAUGUUAUGAUCACAAAUACCUAAA
Molecule: messenger RNA, 745 nt
Organism: Drosophila eugracilis
Lineage: Eukaryota; Metazoa; Arthropoda; Insecta; Diptera; Drosophilidae
Exons: 2
Coding region: 32-655 (207 amino acids)
Source: RefSeq, a predicted model, not a curated record